AUGACGGUGACAGAAAAGGAGUCUCAAAACAUUCGGAAGUUCGUUUGCUCGCAGCUUCGCGAUGAACCGGAUCUCAGUUCUCUGACCAUCGGCGUGUUGAAGCAGCGCUAUCUGCAGCAGGUCUCCGCCGAAGCCUUGAGCUCUGAGGCCAAACAUUUUAUGAAGGAGGUGGUGAAGGAGGAGCUGGCCCGGAUCAUGGACAAUGAAAACAGCCCUAUGAAAACCGAGAGCAAGACUCCUUCUAAACGGAAAAGAGAAGGUGUGAGUGAAUGGGAGGAGAGUGCAAGUGAGGCAGGCGACUCAUCCAGGGCCAAGAGAUCUCGUCAUGAGUCUGGAUCUGCAGCUGAAUCCGAGGAUAAAAACAGCCACAUGGCCAGUGAUUGUUCUGAAGACAAAGUUGUUGUAAAAAAGAAGAAAAUGGUGGUUAAACAGAAGAAAACCGUGACAAGCAGCGACGAUUCAGAGGAUGAAGUACCCAGAGCGACCGCUAAAAGAGAAAAGCCAAACGGCAGAAAGACUAAUGCGCCUCGGAAUUCAAAAAAGAAGCCAGUGAGAGAGGGAUCGGUCAAUCCAAGGCAAGACAGCAGUGAGGAGUCUGAGGAAGAAAAAGGCCAUCAAGACAACGCAUCUGUCAAAACUAAGAAAAAUGUUGGUAAAAAGGAAAGUGAUGAUGGUAGCGAUGAGAUGGAAGCUGAAACAUCCCUGGGUAAAAGUCCACGAAAAGAUAACAGUAACAAAAGUGCUUCUUCGGAAUCCGAUGGUGAAAAGAACACAACGCUAAGUAAGAACACGAGUAAAGAACAAGAUGACGUCAGCAGUGAUGGAUCUGAAGUCGAGGGGAAAAAACAAGACGAAGAAAAUGCAAAAUCGCAAAGUGACAGUGAAGACGAUUCCUGCUCGGAUCAUUCAAGGAAAAAUGGGAAAAAAGAUGCGUCUUCAAACAAAAGUGCUAAAGAGAAUGGAGCGAAGGGAAAAGUUGAGGAGCCGGACUCUGAUUCCUCUUCACUGCCCUCUUUGGACGACGAUACAGACUACAAAAAAGAAAAAAAAGAAAGGCCUUCUGUGGUUAAGGAAAAGGGUAAUAAGAAGGAGAAGAAGUCAACAGGUAAAAAGGAGGAUCACAAAUCUUUGGUGAGGCUUAAACGCUACAUCACUCUCUGUGGCGUGAAAAGAAAUUAUAAGAAAAUGCUGGAGAACUGUAGUACUGUUAAAUCCAUGGCAGCAAGACUGAACAAGGAGCUGGAAGAUCUUGGAGUCAAAGGCACGCCUACUAUAGAGAAGUGCAAAAAGGCCCGAAAAAAGAGGGAGAGGGCUCAGGAGCUGUCUGAGCUUGAUACCAGCAACAUAAUAACAGGUCGACCUAAAAGACAGGCUGCUUUACCCUGGCACAGGCAGAGGGAGACCCCGGCUUCUACAUUCCAGCGCACACUGGAUUCAGACUCUGACAGUGACCAGCAGCAGUCUCAUAAAGUCUCACGGAAAACCAACUGGAAUAACCUCCAAGGAAUUAUCAGUGAUGGUGGAGAGAGUGACUAA
Molecule: messenger RNA, 1536 nt
Organism: Knipowitschia caucasica
Lineage: Eukaryota; Metazoa; Chordata; Actinopteri; Gobiiformes; Gobiidae
Source: the annotation of a GenBank genome assembly